AUGUCUAUCUGUGUGGACAAGAAAGAGACUUUGGUUUGCCCCAAGCCGCGGCGUGUUGGUCUUAUCCCCGCCACCAGACCCCCCACCACCACCACGACGCUUAACGACCCUCCGGUUAGACCCCUUCGAUGGCAUUUUAGCCAUCAACAGGAGGUUUGUGAUUCAAAAGCUGGAAAUGAACUGCUUGACAUCAUUUUUGCAAAGGGUGGUUAUGGUGUUGAACAAUCCGUAGCACAGAUGGCCUCCUCACCCCCAUUUUUCUCUGGGUCACCACCAAGCAGAGUAUCUAACCCACUAAUUCAAGAUGCCCGUUUUGGGGAUGAGAAAUUCACCCCCGUGUCACCUCGAGCAAUCCCGUUUCCAUCCGAGCUGGCUCUGUCCCCAUCCUCCUCCCGCAAAAGUGGAUCUGGAUCUGUGCGAACAAAUUUUGGCAACAAUCCAGCCGUUAGGAUCGAGGGUUUCGACUGCCUCGACAGGGAUAGAUGCAACUGCAGCAUCCCUGCCCUGGCUUAG
Fraxinus pennsylvanica is the source of this 513-nucleotide messenger RNA. The record is from the annotation of a GenBank genome assembly. NCBI's taxonomy places the organism in Eukaryota, Viridiplantae, Streptophyta, Magnoliopsida, Lamiales, Oleaceae.